AACCCCACACCGCCCACAGGAAACGAGUCGACGACACAUUUGUAGAAGCGGGAGAGGACGCGUCCGGCCUCCCCCUCGAUGUCCCCUUCGACACUGCCGCUUGUCCGGCCGCCGGCGCCGGCAAAUCCGUCCCUUCCGCCUCGCCGGUGCCCUCCGUUAUCAGCAGCGACGCUGCGCGCGGCUCCUGCCGCCUCCGCCCUCGCCCAGUUCUCUAGGCUGCGCACCAAGUGCAGGUUUUCUGCUUCUGGCGUCAGAGAAGACUACUCUUCUACGCCAAUCGAUGUUGUUGCCGACGUGAAAACAGAGAAGAUUGUAGUGUUGGGAGGGAGUGGAUUUGUUGGCACUGCUAUAUGCAAAGCUGCUGUCGCUAAAGGCAUUGAGGUUGUGAGCUUCAGCAGGUCAGGAAGACCAUCUUCCUAUGAUCCCUGGGCUGAUGAAGUUACUUGGCUAGCAGGAGAUGUUUUCUAUGCAAGAUGGGAUGAAGUGUUGGUAGGGGCUACUGCUGUUGUGUCUACCCUUGGAGGAUUUGGCAAUGAAGAACAGAUGAAAAGGAUAAAUGGUGAAGCAAAUACCAUAGCAGUGGAUGCUGCAAAAGAAUUCGGAAUCCCAAAAUUCAUUUUGAUUUCUGUUCAUGAUUACAACCUUCCGUCCUUUCUUCUUACCUCGGGCUAUUUCACUGGUAAGAGAAAGGCUGAAUCUGAAGUCCUCUCCAAGUACCCUUCCUCAGGUGUUGUGUUGAGGCCAGGAUUUAUUUACGGUAAAAGGAAAGUAGAUGGCUUCGAGAUACCACUCGACAUUGUAGGGAAACCACUAGAGCAGCUACUUUCAUCUGUCGAAAAUUUCACCAAACCGUUGAGUGCAUUGCCUGCUUCAGACCUGAUCCUUGCACCCCCAGUGAACGUGGAUGAUGUUGCCUAUGCUGUGAUCAACGCUGUCAUAGAUGACAGCUUCUUUGGCGUGUUCACGAUCGAGCAAAUCAAGGAAGCUGCAGCCAGCGCCAGAGUGUAAAGAUUUCCAUACCUGGAAGUAACUUCUGAAGUCAUGAGGGAUAUUCCUGUUCUUGAAGAAGGAAAACAAAAUCUUGGGUUAUAGUGGAUAGUUAAGUCCAAACUCUAUGCAGUGCAGUCCUUAGAGAGUUGAAUACACUAACAAGUUUUAUUCAAAAAGCUGUGGUUCAUGGCAGACAAUACUCACUUCACCAGGGUUUACCACGUUA
Messenger RNA from Brachypodium distachyon (stiff brome), 1216 nucleotides. RefSeq lists its product as uncharacterized. Gene Ontology annotation, cellular component: mitochondrion. The record is from RefSeq and is a predicted model, not a curated record. The transcript is spliced from 7 exons. Gene Ontology annotation, molecular function: protein-containing complex binding. The coding region runs from base 79 to 1008 and encodes 309 amino acids. Lineage: Eukaryota; Viridiplantae; Streptophyta; Magnoliopsida; Poales; Poaceae.